GAGACAGCGCACACAGACAGCAGCAGGCAGGCGGGGAGUCGCUGACGGAGAGAGGGCAGGAAUAAGACGCAAUAAGAACAAUAAUAAUAAUAUCAAUAAGACCAGUAAACUUUCGGAACCAUGACGCUGCGGGACGAGCUUUUAAAGUCUAUCUGGCACGCAUUCACUGCUCUGGAUGUGGACAAAAGCGGCAAAGUCUCCAAAUCUCAACUGAAAGUGCUUUCCCAUAACCUAUGCACAGUGUUAGGCAUCCCACAUGACCCGGUGGCACUGGAAGAGCACUUUAAGGACGAUGACGAGGGUCCGGUGUCCAAUCAGGGCUACAUGCCGUACCUCAACAAGUUCAUCCUGGAUAAGGCCAAGGAUAACUUUGACCGCCAGGAGUUCAAUAAAAUGUGCUGGACGUUGUGCUCCAGGAAGAACCUGGAUCAAAAACAGCUCUUCAUCUCCGGCGACGACGCCUUUAAGAUAUGGUGCAUAUUCAACUUCCUGUCUGAGGACAGAUACCCGCUGAGCAUCGUCACUGAGGAGAUAGAGUACUUCUUGCGUAAGUGGACGGAGGCGAUGGGAGGAAGCUGGGUGGAGGAACGUUUCGAGGACUUGAAGUUGCAGCUGAACUCAAAGCAGCAGUGCCUGAAUGUUUGGGAGCUCAUCACCCUGGUGGGUUCAGGUCACUUCAGUAAGGGCAUGGACCAGCAGACGCUGUCCAUGGGCAUCAACGAGGUCUACCAGGAGCUCAUCCUGGAUGUGCUGAAACAGGGGUAUAUGAUGAAGAAAGGUCACAAGAGGAAGAACUGGACAGAGCGCUGGUUCGUGCUGAAGCCUGGCUUUAUUUCAUAUUAUGUUGGUGAGGACCUCGCAGAGAAGAAAGGAGACAUCCCGUUGGAUGGAAGCUGCACUGUGGAGUCUUUACAAGACAAAGAGGGAAAGAAGUGCCUCUUCCUCAUCAAGUCGUCUCAAAAAAGCUUUGAAAUCAGUGCCUCAGACAAGAAGAAGAAGCAGGAGUGGAUCCAGGCUAUUCAGACGUGCGUGAACCUGCUGCGCCAGGGCCGGCCCGCGCCGCACUGCGAAGCCCGACAGAAGCGGCGAGAUCUGCGGCUCAAGCAGCAGGCCGAGCAGGAGGAGCUGGAGCUGAGGAUGAGGGAGCUGCAGACAGCAAACGAGGCCAAACAGCAUGAGCUGGAGAACAUGAGGAAGGCUCUGGAGGAAGCGGCGGCUAAGGCGGCAGAGGAAGAGAAAAAACGCCUCCUGACCCACACUGAACUCCAGGACCGCUACAGGGUUGAGCUGGAGAGAGAAAAAAUGGUACGACAGGAGAUGGAGGAGCAGGUGGCCCAGAAGUCCUGUGAGCUGGAGCAGUACCUGCAGAGGGUCCAGGAGCUGGAGGACAUGUACCAUAAGCUGGAGGAGGCUCUGGAGGAGGAAAGGCGUGCCAGACAGGAUGAGGAAACUGUUCGUAAGCUGCAGGCACGGCUGCUUGAAGAGGAGGCGGAGAAGAGAGCGGAGCUGGAGCAGAUCCACCUGCAUCAGCAGCGGGCCAUCUCUCAGACCGAGGCGGAGAAACAGGAGCUGGAGAAGGAGCGUCUGGCCAAGGAGAACGCCCUGAAGGCUGCCAUGCAACAGCUGGAGGAGCUGGAGCAAGAGAGGCAGGGAGCGCUGGAGCAGUACCAGACGGUGAUGAAGAAGCUGGAAGAUGCAGCCAACAACACCAGGACAUGGAAGCACAAAGUGGCUGAACAGGAAGGGAUGCUGCGGCUCAUCCAACCAGGUUCCAAGGCGCCGCAGAAGAUCACCAACUGGGGUCCGGCAGCUUUCUCUGAGGCGGAGCUCAGUCUGCGGGAGAAGCAGUGGCAGGAGAUGAAGAACCAAGCUGCGCAGGCUCAGUGAAGCUGCCGCCGGGCUUCGGUCUCAGACACGUCACUAAGUCUAAAUAAGAAGUGUUGUGCUCAGUAAAACAUGCAGGAGGUGACUGGACAAAAAACCCCAACCCUGGGGACUGGAUUUUCCAACGUGAUAUAAAUACCUGGUUUAUUAGAGGACGGCGGUAUUUUGAUAUCAUUAGGGCAUUAAUUAAUCGAUACAGUUGGUUCCAUCCAUUGAAUCUUUAGUGUUGUCUGCGAGGUAGCGAUAGAAUAAGCCGCCGUAUGCCGCUCUUACUGUACAACACUAAAAGACCAGAGCUAUAAUCUCACGUCACGUGCCAAGUUCAGCUUGAAUCCGGUAAAAUCGGGCCCCCGGCGGGAAAAGAGUGCCGCGGGAGCAGCUUUGUUUCAGCGUAAUUUGUUUGUAGCCGUGUUUAGCAGACCGUCCCAGGCUCUAACUGUAGGAUGUAAAUACAAGACAGCUGUGGUGCUGCAGUAGUAGGUGUUAGGGGUUAUCCAUCGAUCUGAGAUGCCUCCACAAACACAGGUGUAUGCGGCACACGGUCAACAAACUGAAUCGGCCUAAAACCCAAUCAAGUUUUUCUAAUGAUUUCCAACGUUUGUUCCCAUAAGCAGAGGUCGGGCUUUUUUUAUUCACCCAGCACACUAAUGCAUCGGUAUCAAUAAAGCAAGUAGACAUGUUAUGCCUUUUGUUUAUCCGGUCAUUUUAGCUUCUACGGGUGGGUUUUCUCGGCACUUCCGGUUCAGAUGGAGUUGCACAAUCCAGCAAUGACAACACCCAACCUUUAAUUAGAGUUCAUUUAACCAGUGUAUUUAGGCAGAAUCAAAUUUUCUUUCAUUUUCUUGAUGAAAAGCCAAACGAGGACACCUGUUCAGGUUUCUAGUAGAGACCCACCAAUUUUUAUUAGAAAUUUCCAAAGAUGCCAGAACAUGAUGCAGUUCAACAACGUUUUAAUGGAUUUUGGAAGGUAGUGCCACACGUUUCUUUUUUUUAUGCCAGUCUCACAAUCUUAAGCCCACUUAAAAUCAUCCUUUUGUUCAACAAUCUGGACGUUUAUCAAGCCUCAAGCGAUCAAAUGAAAGAUUGUGACGCGGAAUUGGUGGGUUGAAGGUGGUCCAUGAAUAUUACCCGUUUGAUCCACCUGGGCGGGUUAAUAACCGCGGAACCACUAUGAACUGUAAGGUGGUGGGACUUAGGAGAAAGCAAAGACACAGCAGCAGCAGCACAAAGUGGAGAUAUUGUGUCAUCCGCCGGGCCUGUCUGAUCCGAGAAACCCGAUUGUCAAAGAAGAUGAACAUAGUAAUAUGCUGAGGAAGGUGUUCAGCACCAGUGGCGGUUCUAGACCAAAUUUACCAGGGGGGCCAAGGUGGGGCCAGUGUUUUUUCACAGGGGCACAGAACAAAAAAAUGAAACAAUAAAAUGGCAA
Messenger RNA from Fundulus heteroclitus (mummichog), 3310 nucleotides. It is a transcript of the gene swap70b, whose product is annotated as switching B cell complex subunit SWAP70b. The coding region runs from base 121 to 1887 and encodes 588 amino acids. NCBI's taxonomy places the organism in Eukaryota, Metazoa, Chordata, Actinopteri, Cyprinodontiformes, Fundulidae. Gene Ontology annotation, molecular function: calcium ion binding. The record is from RefSeq and is a predicted model, not a curated record. The transcript has 12 exons. Gene Ontology annotation, cellular component: cytoplasm; nucleus.